Fusarium sp. VM40 is the source of this 1377-nucleotide messenger RNA. The record is from the annotation of a GenBank genome assembly. NCBI's taxonomy places the organism in Eukaryota, Fungi, Ascomycota, Sordariomycetes, Hypocreales, Nectriaceae.
AUGCCUGCCAAGAAAAAGUCGCCCGUCUACGUCCUCGGCGUGGGCAUGACAAAGUUCAUCAAACCCCGCGGAAAAGUCGACUACACAGAACUCGGCUUCGAAGCCGGCAUCAAGGCUCUUCUUGACGCGCAGAUCAACUAUGACGAUGUAGACCAGGCCAUCGCGUGCUACUGCUACGGCGAUAGCACCUGUGGCCAGCGCGUCUUCUACCAGUUCGGCAUGACCCAGAUUCCCAUCUACAACGUCAACAACAACUGCUCGACCGGUAGCACUGGUAUCAACAUGGCCAGGACCUUGGUCGAGCACGGAGCCGCCGAUUGUGUAAUGGUCGUGGGCUUUGAGAAGAUGAUGCCUGGCAGUUUGCAGACUUUCUUCAAGGAUAGGGAGAGUCCUACGGGAACCACGGGAAAGAUGAUGGCGGUGACGAGGGGUGUUACCAAUGCCCCUGGGGCGGCUCAGAUGUUUGGCAAUGCUGGGAGGGAGUAUAUGGAGAAAUAUGGAGCCAAGGCUGAGGAUUUUGCAGAGAUUGCACGCAUCAACCACGCCCACUCCCCCAAGAACCCCUACUCUCAGUUCCAACAGGUCUACAGCCAGGAAGAAGUUCUCCAAUCCCCCAUGAUCCACGAGCCCUUGACCAAACUGCAGUGCUGCCCGACCUCAGACGGCGGUGCUUCGGCAAUCAUCGUCUCCGAGGAAUUCCUCAACGCCCGUCCUCAUCUCCGUGAGCAAGCCGUCGAGAUCGCAGGCCAGCACCUCGCAACCGACGCCCCGAGUCUCUUCUCCCGCAGCGCCAUCGACCUGAUGGGCUACGAGAUGACGCAGCGUGCUAUGCUGGAGGCAACAAAGCAAGCCGGCAUUUCACCCCGUGAUGUCCAGGUCGUCGAGUUACACGAUUGCUUCAGCGCAAACGAGAUGGUCACCAUCGACGCGCUGAAUCUCUGCGACCCCGGCAAAGCCCACGAGCUCGUGCGCGCAGGCGACAUAACCUACGGAGGAAAAUACAUCAUCAACCCCUCGGGAGGACUCAUAUCCAAGGGCCACCCCCUGGGCGCAACAGGCAUCGCCCAAUGCGCAGAACUGGUCUGGCAUCUACGCGGCUGGGCCAACAACCGCGCAGCGCCCAACACGCGAUACUGUCUGCAGCACAACCUCGGCCUCGGCGGCGCGGCGGUGGUGACGGUUUACAAGAGAGCGGACGGGCGUACCGCGCCUGCGGUGAACUCGACUAUGGUGGGACAUCGUAACAAGCUGGGGUAUAAUCCUGCGGUUGAGGCGAAGGGGUUCACGCAGGAGCAGGUUGAUUUGGUGAGGAGUAAGAAAUCUAGGAGCGAGUGGGCGUUGCAGGAUGUUGAGAAGAAGGUUGAGGCGAGGUUUUAG